CCGCGGCCGUGCUGGCGCGGCCUGCCGGGUGACCCAGGGAUAGCAUUUCUCCGGAGCUGCUGCCCCCGCCUGGGGGCAUGGGCGCAACCACGCCAGAUGGACGAGAAGACCAAGAAAGCCGAGGAGAUGGCCCUGAGACUCACCCGAGCAGUGGCAGGCGGGGAUGAACACGUGGCAGUGCAGUGUGCCAUCUGGCUGGCAGAGCAACGGGUGCCCCUGAGUGUGCAACUGAAGCCUGAGGUCUCCCCAACACAGGACAUCAGGCUGUGGGUGAGUGUGGAGGAUGCUCAGAUGCACACAGUCACCAUCUGGCUCACAGUGCGUCCGGACAUGACAGUGGCUUCCCUCAAGGACAUGGUAUUCCUGGACUACGGCUUUCCACCCGUCCUACAGCAGUGGGUCAUUGGGCAGCGGCUGGCCCGGGACCAGGAAACCCUGCACUCCCAUGGGGUGCGGCGGAAUGGGGACAGCGCCUACCUCUACCUGCUGUCAGCCUGCAACACCUCACUUAACCCUCAGGAGCUGCAGCGGGAGAGGCAGUUGCGGAUGCUGGAAGACCCUGACCCGCCCCGCGGCCCCGCCCCGUGUGCCCAGCGGAAGCAGCAGCAGCAGGAGGGAAACUACCUGCAACACGUCCAGCUGGAUCAGAGGAGCCUGGUGCUGAACACCGAGCCCACCGAGUGCCCCGUGUGCUACUUGGUGCUGGCGCCCGGCGAUGCCGUGGUGCUGCGUGAGUGUCUGCACGCCUUCUGCAGGGAGUGUCUGCAGGGCACCAUCCGCAACAGCCAGGAGGCCGAGGUCUCCUGCCCCUUCAUUGACAACACGUACUCGUGCUCGGGCAAGCUGCUGGAGAGGGAGAUCCGGGCGCUGCUGCCCCCCGAGGAUUACCAGCGAUUUCUGGACCUGGGCGUCUCCAUCGCGGAAAACCGCAGUGCCUUCAGCUACCACUGCAAGACCCCGGACUGUAAGGGAUGGUGCUUCUUUGAGGAUGAUGUCAACGAGUUUACCUGCCCAGUGUGCUUCCACGUCAACUGCCUGCUGUGUAAGGCCAUCCACGAGCAGAUGAACUGCAAGGAUUACCAGGACGACCUGGCCCUGCGGGCUCAGAACGAUGUGGCCGCCAGGCAGACAACAGAGAUGCUCAGGUCCAUGCUGCAGCAGGGCGAGGCCAUGCACUGCCCACAGUGCCGCAUCGUGGUGCAGAAGAAGGACGGCUGUGACUGGAUCCGCUGCACCGUCUGCCACACCGAAAUCUGCUGGGUCACCAAGGGCCCACGCUGGGGGCCUGGGGGCCCAGGAGACACCAGUGGGGGCUGCCGUUGCCGGGUGAAUGGGAUUCCUUGCCACCCCAGCUGUCAGAACUGCCACUAGCUGAGGAUGGUCCCGUCCCCACGCUGACCCAGCCCCCCAUCCAUCCCCAUGCUGCUGUGGGACAGGGCUGGUGCUUUGGCUCUCAUUUGUGGCCUGGGAGAUGCCCGUUGUGCUUGGCUGAGACGGAGGCCUUGUGGAGACCAAGGCCCCUAAGCUACGUGGAUGGCUUUGUUUGCAAGGGAUGUUGCAGCCUGAGCUCCCAGUGCGUGUUGUCCCUGGCUGCAUCUGCCCCAGUGCCUUUGCCCUCCCUCUGGGGCUUGCUGGCCAGACCUCUCAGCUCUUCUCUGUGGCUCUUCGGAACUCUGCCUGACCCAGACUUAAACACGGCCCUGGCCAGAGGUCUUGCAGGAUGGAAUCUCUGAGAGCCUCGUGUGAGUCCACACUCGCUUCCACCAGCCUCGUCUGCUGAACACGUGUAGCCCACCGCUUUGCCAGCGGCGUUGUGGGGCCGGCUUUUCCCUGCCUUUGCGGUCAGAGGCCUGGGGCCUCUUAUAGAACUGCUGCUAGUCCUGUUCAGAGCCCCGAGAGAGACCUGGCGGUUUCCAAAGCACAGCCCAUCAGGUUCAUCGU
Puma concolor (puma) is the source of this 1941-nucleotide messenger RNA. NCBI's taxonomy places the organism in Eukaryota, Metazoa, Chordata, Mammalia, Carnivora, Felidae. The record is from RefSeq and is a predicted model, not a curated record.